Eutrema salsugineum is the source of this 2046-nucleotide messenger RNA. RefSeq lists its product as uncharacterized. The transcript is spliced from 4 exons. Gene Ontology annotation, molecular function: zinc ion binding. NCBI's taxonomy places the organism in Eukaryota, Viridiplantae, Streptophyta, Magnoliopsida, Brassicales, Brassicaceae. The record is from RefSeq and is a predicted model, not a curated record. Bases 1 to 2046 code for a protein of 681 amino acids.
AUGGAAUGGCUUAAUGUGCCUGGUUUCGCAGAGCCUAUUCCACCAGAUGUUGAUUCUGAUGGUGAAGACCGUCGUGAGCGUCAUGAGUAUGACAUCGAGCAAGCCGUAAUCCAGUUUGAAGACGAGCCUUCUAUCAGACACAAUGUCUAUCCAGAGUCUGAUGAUGAUGAAGAAAAUGAAAGUGUGAGAGAAAGGAGGCGUUUUCCGAUAAGAAGAGGUAAUAUAAACUUAUUCAAAGGACAACUCUUCAUGAAUGCUAUAGCGUUUAAGGAGGCUGUAUUGAACCAUGCUCUGCAAAAUUGUCGGAAUAUAUCGCAGUAUAAGUAUGAUAAGACCAGGGUUGCUUUUGAAUGCAAAGGUAAAGGUUGUUCAUGGCGCAUAUAUUGCUCAGUUCCGAAGGAUAGUAAUAGGUGGCAGGUGACUAUCUUUAAAUCGGUUCAUACUUGUGUUCCGAAUGUUCAGUGUGCUAUGUUAAAAGUCCCUAUCAUUGCCCGUCUCUUUCUUGAUAAAAUUCGCAAAGAACAAGAGUACUUCAUGCCAAUGAAGAUUGAACAACUGAUUAUGGAGAAGUGGAGGAUAUGUGUGACAAGAAAUCAAUGUCAGCAUGGUAGGAACAAAGCAUUGAGAUGGAUUGAGAAGGAGUAUGCAGAGCAGUUCGCACGGCUGCAUGAUUAUGCAGCUGAAAUAGAGCAUUCAAACCCUGGCUCUUCAGUGGAGGUUGACUGUAUAACAAACGAGGUAGGAAGCCAUGUUUUUCAAAGGUUUUAUGAGUGUUUCGCUAAUCUUAGGAGAUCAUGGAAAGAGAAUUGUAGGCCUCUUAUAGGAGUUGAUGGCUGCUUUUUGAAGUCAGUUCAGAAGGGUGAGUUGUUUGUUGCUAAUGGGAGAGAUGCUGAUAACAGAAUUUAUCCAAUCGCUUGGGCUGUAGUGCAAAAGGAAAAUACAAAUAACUGGGCAUGGUUCUUUCGUAAGAUCAAGGUGGACUUAGGUCUUGGAGAUGGGGAUGGAUAUAUUUUGGUGUCUGAUCGUCAAAAGGGUUUGCUUAGUGCUGUGAAGGAGGAGUUACCUCUGAUAGAACAUAGAAUGUGUGUCAGACAUAUUUACAUGAAUGUAAAGUCUCGACAUGGAAAGAUGCCGGAGCUGAAGACAAUGAUUUGGCAUCUUGCUUGGAGCUACAACUUGGCAGAGUACAAAGAAAAUUUGAAGAAGAUUGAGCUAUACGAUGAAGCAGUCUAUGCUGAUGUGAUGAAAACAAAACCAGAGACUUGGUGCAGAGCAUUCUACAAGCUUGGACCUUGUUGUGAGGAUGUGGAAAACAACUCAGUAGAAUCAUUCAACAACUUCAUAGGUAAAGCUAGAGACAAGGCGUUAGUGCCAAUGUUGGAGACCAUUGCUAGACUUGCAAUGGUUCGUAUAGCCAGAAGGGAAGCUAAAGCCGACGGUCAUCAAGGCUUAACAACUCCAUAUGUGAGUGAUUAUCUGGCGGAGCAGAAUGAGAAAGCUAAAGAAUGCAUUGUCCAACCUUCGACUAAUAAGAUGUUUUUAGCUAUAGUCGAUGGAUGUUCUUACGGAGUCAACUUGGAGCAUUGGACUUGUACUUGCAGAAAGUGGCAAAUCACAGGUAUUCCAUGUGAGCAUGCAUAUGGAGUGAUGAUUAAGAGAGGGCUUGAAACUCAAGACUAUGUCUGCAAGUGGUUUAAGACAGAGAUAUGGAGGAAGCUUUAUAGGAAUGGUAUUGUCCCAGUUAGAGGUGCCCGGUUUUGGCCAGUUGGAGAGGAGCCACCCAUAGUUCAACCUGUGGUGCCAGACAUGCCUGGAAGGAAUAAGGUUACCAAGGCAGACAAAAAGAGGAAGAAAGGAGUAAAUGAAUCUCCAACAAAGAAAAAAGACAAUUUAGUGAGGAGGGUGAUGCAUUGCAAAAUUUGUGGAAUUGCUAAUCAUAACUCACGAUUCCACAAUAAGAAGAAGAAACCAUCUCAGGCUUUAGUUGAAGCAUCGGCUUCAUCUCAAGUAGAAUCUUCACAAGGAGUUCUCAGCCAAGUUGAUUAA